Spea bombifrons (plains spadefoot toad) is the source of this 1302-nucleotide messenger RNA. RefSeq lists its product as uncharacterized. Gene Ontology annotation, cellular component: peroxisome. Lineage: Eukaryota; Metazoa; Chordata; Amphibia; Anura; Pelobatidae. The record is from RefSeq and is a predicted model, not a curated record. The coding region runs from base 100 to 1302 and encodes 400 amino acids. The transcript is spliced from 4 exons.
AGGAGGGAACAUGGCAGAGCUGUCAAGAAAAGCAGUGAACACGGAGAAUUGAGAGAGACAAUGAGUUAUCAAUGAAACCGUGUCUAUCUAUAGCUUCCCAUGCCAGCCCCAGCUGCUGCCCCUGCUAUUCCACCUGGGCCCCCACGCCUUCGGUUGGAUGACAAGGUAUUGUCUCUGGAAUUCCGCCUUCUCGAUGCCCAGUUUAAUGAGCCAGGCCGGUACCAGCUUGUCUUGCGUGUUGAAAACCCUCUACUAGACGACUCAGUGAAGGGAGUCACACUUAGCAUCAACCAUGGGGACAUAGUCCACAGUAACCAGGCUGAGUCUGACACUGCAGAGCAAACAGACCUGACAGAUACUAUCAACUUUGAAAAGGACACCUUCCUCUUCAUUUUGCCUCAAGGUCUCUGUAAGAAUGAUAAGCACCAUGAUGUCCGAUUAUGCAUUGAUGUUCUUAAGUUUGGAGGUAACUUCCCAAACAAGGGAAGAAAGGUGGGACAGGCUAUAUUUGCAAUAUACCCCCGAACCAACCAGCCCCGUAUUAACUUACGAGCUGGCCCUUUCCAGCCUCUAUACAAUUACCAGGGGAUCCUAGCACUUCUCCGAGUGGGAGGCAACCAGAUGGCUAUGCAUUGCGGCCGUUUGGCAUACAACGUCUGCUUCAAAGAAUAUCAGCCACCUACACCUGAGGAAAUCUCCAAACACGUCUCACCUAGACCAGGCAAUGCAAGAAGUGGAACUUCCCUGGAGACCACCCCUAGACAUGACCCUCAUCAUCUAAGCACACCUAAACCAGCCUCCCCCGCACCUCCUACUUUCAGAACCCCAAUUCCCCAAUCUAGCACCCCCAGAUCAGUUUCCUACCAAGGUGAAUCUUCCAAAAUAGAUACUUUGCAUGCCAGCUACCCUUCGAGAACACAUCAAGUGUCAGAUGCCCAAGAUCUUCAGACCACCCUUGAAGAAGAGGACAGACUAUCUCCUGAUACAGACUCACUACAAGACCAGCAUGACCUCACUGACCGCUCAGAUGAGUCUCCUGCUCCGGUGCUUCCUGUCUCCAGCAGAUUACCAGAUGAUGUUCCACUGCUACUGCCUUCACCUCCAAAGACACCAAGUCCCAUCAAAAAGUCUCAUGUUACAGACAAGCCGCCAGCACAGAGUGACCCUGUUUAUGGAUCAGAUGGAGAGUCUAGCUUCUUGCCCUCACCUGGAACAGAGAAAAUUAUUGUUACCCUCCACUCAGCCACUCACCUCCCCACAACUACGGCAGGCUCAGCUCCAUCUCCUUUUGUCACUUUGUGA